Messenger RNA from Penicillium chermesinum, 714 nucleotides. RefSeq names its product OPA3 family protein. Gene Ontology annotation, biological process: regulation of lipid metabolic process. Gene Ontology annotation, cellular component: mitochondrion. The record is from RefSeq and is a predicted model, not a curated record. NCBI's taxonomy places the organism in Eukaryota, Fungi, Ascomycota, Eurotiomycetes, Eurotiales, Aspergillaceae. The transcript has 2 exons. The coding region runs from base 1 to 714 and encodes 237 amino acids.
AUGUCUUUAACGUUGAAGAUCUCCUCGCUUGUGAUCAGAACCCUUUCAAAACCGAUUGCCAACCAAAUAAAAGCCCAGGCCCGAGACCAUGAAGGGUUCCGCAAAGUGUGCGUGUCAAUGGCACAAGCACUCCAUCGAUUCGAUAUGCGCCUCCGGCUAGGAAACAUCCGAGACACCAACGCAUCCCAGCGCCAGGCGGCAGCCGCAGCGGAAGCCAAGAAACACAUCCCUACAUCCCCAACAGUGAAGACGGAAGCAGACACCAAGGCCGAGGAACAAGCGCUUGCCAAAGCUAAGGCGGCCGCAGAAGAGGCUGCGAAGCCCCAUAAAUACCGUAUCCGACCCUUGUCCGAGUCAAAAGCAAUCGAGUCCGGCGCGAACUUCCUCAGUGAAACUUUCCUUUUCUUGGUCGCAGGCGGCCUGAUCGUGUUCGAAUCAAUGCGGUCUCGCCGGAAGGAGAGCACUCGCAGAGAGGGCGUGGAGGAUCGUCUUAUAGAGUUGGAAGAAUCUGAGCGGGCCACGCGGGAGGCCCUCGUUGCUCUGGAAAAGGAGCUGCUUGCGCUGAAAAGCAAGCACGAUGAACAAGCCAAGCCGACCUUGCGAAUCCUCCCCCGCGAGUGUGGGAAACACAAUCAGAGCCGAAGGCAGCCGUGGUGGAACAGAGCUGGUGGUCUUCAAUUGCAUCUUAUCUCCCAUUUGGCCAAGAUGCUCUGA